ACCGGUAUCGGGAUCGGGAUCGGAAUCGGAGCCGGAGCCGGAGCCGGAGCCGGAGCCGGUCCCGGCCGCAGCAUGGGCGGGUGGUGGGACAUGGCCGCGGAGGAGCUGGAGCAGCAGUACUCCCCCAGCCGCUGGUCUCCCCGCUUGGGCCCCGACGAAGUGAUCCAGGCCCACCUCGCGGCGACGGUGGCAGGAACCCAGCGGGCCCGGGCUGGCGCUAAGACCUCUCUGCACGUCCCUUACGGCGACGGGGACGGCGAGAAGCUGGACAUCUACCUCCCCACAGACCCGUCUGGAACCUUCCCUGUCCUGGUCUAUAUCCACGGUGGAUACUGGCAGUGCCUGAGUAAAGAUGAGUCAGGGUUUGCAGCCCCCUCGCUGGUGUCACAGGGCGUGGGGCUGGUGGCUGUGGGCUAUGACAUCGCUCCCAAAGGACACAUGGACGCCAUGGUCAUGCAGGUGCGGCGCAGCAUCGCCUUCCUGGUGGAGCACUACAAUAGGAUCAGAGGCAUUUACCUGUGUGGACACUCAGCGGGGGCUCACUUGGCAGCCAUGGUGUUGUCCACGGACUGGACGGAAUACGGUGUGGUGCCAGAUAUCAAAGGAGCGGUGCUGGUGAGCGGCGUCUACGACCUUGAGCCCAUCCUGCACACCUACGUGAACGAUGCGCUUCACAUGAGCUGGGAGGUGGCCCAGCGGAACAGCCCCCUGCUGCACAUCGCCCCGGCAGCACCUGCGGCUGCCGCCUGCAAGGUGCUGGUGGCCGUGGCCCAGCACGAUUCCCCCGAGUUCCGCCGGCAGUCGCGGGAGUACGUCCUGGCCCUGCGGGCAGCCGGCUGGUCCGUCUCCAUGCUGGAUCUCGCCGGCGUGGAUCACUUUGACAUCGUUGAGAAGCUGGCUGAGGACAGCUACGUCCUCACUCAGGUGAUUCUCAACAUGAUUUUGAGAGCCUGAUGGCAUGGCGGGAGCAGAGAUGGGAAACAGCCCUGUGCACACCCAGCCCUGCUGCCCUCCUCCCUGUGGCUGAUGCCUGCAGCCAGGCAGGGGCUGGAGCAGGGGAGCACCAGUUACCACCAGGGAUAGCAUUCCUUUGCUGGGGUGUUUCUGCCCGUAUGAAGUGCAUGGAGCUGGCAGAUCUGGUGGGCUAUGUCUGGACAAAGGGGUGAUGAUGUUUGUUCCCUUUAAACUGCUUCCUGCCAACACAAAAUAAACCAGGAAUAGCUG
Messenger RNA from Neopsephotus bourkii (Bourke's parrot), 1224 nucleotides. It is a transcript of the gene AFMID, whose product is annotated as arylformamidase. The transcript has 11 exons. Bases 73 to 954 code for a protein of 293 amino acids. The record is from RefSeq and is a predicted model, not a curated record. Lineage: Eukaryota; Metazoa; Chordata; Aves; Psittaciformes; Psittacidae. Gene Ontology annotation, molecular function: arylformamidase activity.